Porites evermanni is the source of this 802-nucleotide messenger RNA. The record is from the annotation of a GenBank genome assembly. NCBI's taxonomy places the organism in Eukaryota, Metazoa, Cnidaria, Anthozoa, Scleractinia, Poritidae.
CUUUCAUCACACUAAUCCACCAUAUUGACAAGAAAUUUGUCGUUUGUUUUCUUUCGUUUUGCCGAUUCUUUUCGAAAAAAGCCCGUAAGAUGGACGAGUUCCAAGGUGCAGAAGAAACAUCUUUCGUUGUAGAUGAAGUCAGCAACAUUAUCAAGGAGUCUGUUGAGGGAGCGAUCGGUGGAAACGCAUAUCAACACAACAAAGUGAACCAGUGGACUUCCAAUGUCGUCGAGCAGUGUUUGAACCAGCUAACAAAGCUUGGCAAGCCGUUCAAGUACAUUGUGACCUGUGUAAUCAUGCAGAAGAAUGGUGCCGGCCUCCACACCGCUAGCUCUUGCUUCUGGGAUAACACUUCGGACGGGAGUUGUACUGUAAGAUGGGAAAACAAGACAAUGUAUUGUAUCGUGAGUGUGUUCGGGUUGGCGAUUUAAUUAAGCUGUAACCAAGCUGACGUGGAGGAAUUUUAAUCUCAAGAACAUUUCCAAACAUGACAUUUUUUGUAUGAUAUCUCGUCUUGGAUAUUUGAACGACUGACUGCGAGAAACACUGCGUGUGAAGUGAAGUCGAACGCUUAGUUUAAUUUGUAUUCCAGCAAUUAGCUUAAUAUUUCCCAGAGGGAAAAACCUCUCCGGCUUUACUUAAGCGAAACUUGUGCUUAUCAAUUGCAUGCUAUUGUAAACAACUAACAGCUGAUCUGUAUUUUACCCUUCCAAUAAUAGUAACACUUUACAAUGUUCAAUCAAACUUUGCGUUGAGUUGCUGUAUAGUUUGUAAAAUACAAAACAUUAAAGUUGGGUUAUUC